UGUCCUCAGUCUCUCGCCCCUGGACACAUUAAGCAGUCAAACAGAGCUGCGCCAUCUGCGUGUGAGUCUGCACGUCCAGCUGAUUGUGUUUACUUCCCAUCGGUGAUGGAAAACACACGCUGCUUUGCGAACCGCUUCUCCGACUACAGAGGUGCGCUGCUGCCGGGCCAGAGCGUCAAGGUCAUCGCGCCCACCGUGGUGGCCACCGUGGACAAAAUCCUGAAGAAUGUCCCCAUCGACUUCAGCGACUGUGACGGAGGACUGUACGAUGGACCAGCCGGGGUGGCGUACAUGCUGUACCACGUCAGCGAGUGUCCGCUCUUCUUUCAGCACCGGGAGGUCUACUUGAAGACGGCCAAGCAGAUGAUUGACCUGUCGGUCAGAUAUGUGGACGCGGAGCCGGAUAUAAAUAUGCGCGCCGCCUUCCUGCUCGGCGGGGCGGGCAUCUACGCGGUGGCCGCUAUGAUAUACAAGUCCAUGGGCUUGGCUGAUUUCGUUAAGCCGCUCACGAAAUUCCGCAACCUGUGGGAAGUUUGUGCGCCUAUCAAUUUUCUGGAAUGCGGUUCGGAUGAGCUGUUCGUAGGCCGGGCUGGUUACCUGUGCGCCGCCCUGGUUCUCAGACAGAAGCUGGGCAUAGAGAUUCUCAGCAAGGAUCAAAUCAAAUCUAUUUGCCAGGCCAUCAUCGAGUCAGGUAAACAGUACUCCAGGAGGAAGAGAAAGCCUUUCCCUCUCAUGUACUCAUACUAUGGCACCGAGUAUCUUGGUGCAGCCCACGGCCUCUCGUCAGUGCUGCAGAUGCUGCUGAGCUAUCAGGACAUGCUCAGUAGUGCAGAGAAAGACCUCGUGUGGCAAAGCAUCGAUUUUCUCAUGAACCAGGAGCAGAACUGUAAUUGGCCUGCAGAGCUGGGCGCCAUCAUUGAGAGAGAGAACGAACUGGUGCACUGGUGCCAUGGAGCUCCUGGGGUGGCGUACCUGUUUGCAAAGGCCUAUCUGAUCAAUAAAAGGCCCCAGUAUCUGGACACGUGUAUCCGCAGUGGGGAGCUCGUGUGGCAGAAAGGUUUGCUGAAGAAAGGGCCUGGGAUUUGUCACGGAGUUGCCGGCAGUGCUUACGUUUUCCUCCUGCUCUAUCGGCUCACAGGAAACUCAAAAUACAUCUACCGCGCUCAGAGGUUUGCCGAGUUCCUCUUCACUGAAGAGUUUAAGACCGGUUCCCACUCAGUGAGCAGUGUCUUCAGUCUGUUUGAAGGCUUAUCUGGGACGGUUUGCUUCCUUGUUGACCUCCUGCAGCCGGACCAGGCAGAGUUCCCUCUUUUCAGUGUCUUUGUGUGAGUGGGAAGCACUGACCUCUGCAGACGUCUCUCCCUCCUUUUGAAAUCCCUUGAAAGUUGACUGUAGAAACAUGGUCUUGUUUUUUUUUUGUCUUUACUUAAGUGAAUAUUCAGCUCAUUCAUUCCACUUACUGUUAAAUUGAUGAUUUUUAAAUUUACAGUUUAGUCGGUGUAGUAUUUUCAAACAGUGAGGCACACAUCCCCAGGAGAGAUGAGGGGAUGUCAUGGACUGAAAGAUGUGAGGUUUUGAGUCAUUCACAACAUUUGAUCUCUGUGUGACAUCCUAAUCCAGUUUUAAAGUUUCCCUCCGUAUUUGUCCAGAAGCAAGAAACGUACAGUAUGUUUUCAAUCUUAUGUUUCUGCAAACCACUGUGAGCUUUGUGAAAAAAUAUCACUAGUUAUUUACAUUUCUAAAGACAAGCAUACCAAUGUGAUAGAGUUCUACCCACUAUAGUUUUUGGCUGGAAUGAGGCUGAUGAUAACCAUUUAAUGGUAAAGAUAGGAAAAACAUCAAACACAUGGGGAUGUCCUCAUAAUAAAUAUAUAAAAAAACAAAUAAACAAAAGAAAACCUGUGUCACAGCUUUGAAAGACUCCAGGAUGACACAACAAUGUUAGGUCUCGACCUCCAACUGUUGUCCAGAUGUAUCAGGUGUUGCACCUUCACCAACCUCUCCACCUCCCGAUUGAAUUAAGAUAAAAAUACUUAAGAACCAUAUCUCUUUUAUAAAUGUUGAUAUGACACAUAUAAAUCCAUUUGCUCCAGAAA
This is a messenger RNA of Solea senegalensis (Senegalese sole), 2096 nucleotides long. Its product is annotated as lanC-like protein 3. NCBI's taxonomy places the organism in Eukaryota, Metazoa, Chordata, Actinopteri, Pleuronectiformes, Soleidae. The record is from RefSeq and is a predicted model, not a curated record. Gene Ontology annotation, cellular component: plasma membrane. The coding region runs from base 106 to 1329 and encodes 407 amino acids. The transcript has 5 exons. Gene Ontology annotation, biological process: peptide modification; carbohydrate metabolic process.